AGGUUACUGUGGAUCAGAAAGUACUCACUCCGAAGUUCGUUGAUUGUUUCCACUGGAAGAUGGCCUCUCCAGCCAAACUUCUUCCUGUUGGUUGUUGUAUAAUCUUCUUGUUGUUACUAUGUCCUGCAUCAAGCGUCUCCAACGACCGGGAGGAGCCCAUGAAGCGAGAUCAAUCUUGCGCCAUAGAAUGCCAGUCCCAGGAUAAGCGUGUGCCGAGCAACUCAACAGCCUUUCUGUUUGCCAAAAGCCUGGGAACGCAGGAAAUGGAGAAGAUCAGGUCGCUCUCCUUGGAUGCCUCGUCCUCCUCAAGAAAGAAGCACUUCAGGUGUGCGAUCUCCCGUAACCAGCUGGCCUCUAGCUGGAAUGCCUGCCCGCCCUUCACCAUCUCUCUUGGCUCCUGCAACACCAUGUGCGGGCUGUUCAUCAGGAGGAGAGGGCAGGGAAGCCGAACCUCGCAUGUGGCCCCGUCGAUCAUGAGAAUCCGGGGUGGCGGUUGGCUCCCCUGGAAUCAAGACAAACCAGCUGAAGCCUGCAAUGGAACAUGCCAUGCAAGGCUGAAGUGUUGUAGUGCGGACGGGGCCUUGAAGACUAACAAGGGCGUCAACGAGAAUGGAGAAGUUGGCGACAGCAAGGAUGAGGCGAAAUGGAAGAGAGAAAAGUGCUCUGUCCAUGAGAAAUGCAAGGAAGGAUGCAAUGAAGCUGCUGGGGAACAUC
This is a messenger RNA of Guillardia theta CCMP2712, 714 nucleotides long. RefSeq lists its product as hypothetical. NCBI's taxonomy places the organism in Eukaryota, Cryptophyceae, Pyrenomonadales, Geminigeraceae. The record is from RefSeq and is a predicted model, not a curated record. The transcript is spliced from 4 exons. The annotation marks the transcript as partial.